Galleria mellonella (greater wax moth) is the source of this 1594-nucleotide messenger RNA. It is a transcript of the gene Mob2, whose product is annotated as MOB kinase activator-like 2. Gene Ontology annotation, molecular function: protein kinase activator activity. Lineage: Eukaryota; Metazoa; Arthropoda; Insecta; Lepidoptera; Pyralidae. The record is from RefSeq and is a predicted model, not a curated record. Gene Ontology annotation, cellular component: cytoplasm; nucleus. Gene Ontology annotation, biological process: signal transduction; positive regulation of protein phosphorylation. The transcript is spliced from 5 exons. The coding region runs from base 307 to 1266 and encodes 319 amino acids.
UGGCGUUCAAUGGGGGCCGCGCACCGCACAUCGCACGGCAGGCGCUCCGCCAGGUGCGAGAUGAUAAGCCGUGAUGUCACCACGCGCCAGUGACGGUCGGCGGCUCGCCGCUUCGUCUCGGCUCGGCUCUCGCCAUUGCUUGCCUUCAGUUGCCCGCGGCGCGCAAACGUGAGCGUUGUUUUUUGUGAUAGCCGCAUCGCAUGUUCACCGCCGCAGCUCUCUCGAGCGAAAACCGUAGUGAUAGCUUAGACGUGUAUUUAUCGAAGAUAUACGGUGACGAGAGUAAGACGCGGCACAGUGUCGUGUAUGUUAGUGAAGGCUUGGAUUCGUAGGAUGAGCGCGGGCGGCGGCGACGGCGGUGAAGAGAGUCCCGCGCGUCGCUGGCCCGUGGGCAUCUUGAGACGUAGCGGCGCGCGCGCAGCCCGGCGGGUGCUGCACGUGAAGUACCGCAGCGUGCCGCCGUCGCCGGCGUCCAGCCCGCUGCCGCACGCACUGCCGCUCGACAUCGACGACACCGUCUCUUGCUUUUGCAGGAAGGCGCGGCGCAAGGAGCGCGAAGGCGAGCCUCCCGGGGACCCUAAGCUGUACCUGCAGGAGGCGCUGCUGGAACGCAAGCUGCCGGAGCUGGACAUGCGCCAGCUCGUCGACCUGCCGCACGGGCUCGACUACAACGAGUGGCUCGCCUCACACACGCUGGCGCUGUUCGACCACGUGAACCUGUUGUACGGCACCGUGUCGGAGUUCUGCACGGCGGCGUCCUGUCCCGACAUGUCCGGCCCCGGCGGCCGCACCUAUGCCUGGUACGACGAGCGCGGCAAGAAGUCGCGCGUCGCGGCACCCCAGUACGUCGACUACGUUAUGACGCACACACAGAAGACCAUCAACGAUGAAACAGUGUUCCCUACUAAAUACGCGAACGAGUUCCCGGCGCAGUUCGAGGGCGUGGUGCGGCGCGUGGUGCGGCUGCUGUUCCACGUGGUGGCGCACAUGUACGCGGCGCACUUCCGCGAGCUGGCGCUGCUGCGGCUGCACGCGCACCUCCACCUCACCUUCGCGCACCUCACCGCGCUCGACAGGCGCUUCUCGCUGCUCGACCAGAAGGAGACAGAGGUGCUUCGCGACUUGGAGACGGCGCUGCGCCUGACGGACACGGCGGGCGGCGGCGGGGGCGGCGGCGGCGAGGGCGGCGGCGGGGGCGCGGCGGCCGAGGAGGCGUCCCCGCGGCGGCGGUCGCCCGUGGUCACGCAGCCGCUGGCCACCGCGUGACGGGCCGCGCCGCCCGCCGCCGCCGCCGCCGCCGCCGCCGCCGCCGCUCCCGCCGCCGCCCGCCGCCCGCACGCCGCCCGCCCGCCGCCCGCCGCGCCCGCUCGCGGGGCCGGCGUCCGCCCGGCGCGUCGCAGCCGACCGACGCCGCUGACGCUCGUGAGCCGAGCGUUUGCCGAAACGAGAAGUUGUUAAUUCUAUUGUAAAUAUUUCGAUCUGUUAAGUAGUUUUAGGUCAUUACGUUUAGUUUACCCUUAUAAUUUGUGAUCGCUUUGGUUGUAAAUAAAAGUGAUAUUUGUUUAACUAAUAAACUGAAAGCUUUACGACUCGA